AUGGCGCAGCUCGUGCAGCAGCAGCAGCAGCAGAGGCAGGACGCCGAGAACCUGCCCGCCCCCGUCGUCGAGUCCCGCUCCCUGGGCCUGCCCGCCUCCAUCGAGAGCCUCAUCCCCGCCCCCGCGCCCCGCUCCGCCGCCGACGUGGUGCCCUCCCUGCGCAACCUGAGCCCCGAGCAGAGCCAGCAGAACCAGCAGCGUCUCAUCGAGCUGCUCACCGCCCAGGGUGGCGUUGCUGAGGUCGGCUCCGCCCGCUCCGGCCCCGCGUCCGCCUCCGUCGGCGACUCCGGCCAGGUCCGCGCGCGCGUGCUGUCCGCCACGCCCGCCCCCGAGCACGCCGAGCCCACCAACGAGCGCGUGCAGACCCGCCGCGUCGUCGUGUCCAGGCCCAUCGAGACCCUGCAGGAGAUCGACGUCGUGGAGCCCUUCACCAAGAUCCACCGCCUGGCCGUGAACCAGCCCGCCGUCUUCAAGACGGCCGUGCAGGACGUCGCGCGCGUGCACACCUCCGUGCCCGUGUACGGCAAGGCCCUCACCCCCUACACCGUGUACCACAAAUAAGUCCUCCCCCGAGCCAAACAUUGUACUGCCCCUUCCAAGACCGGGGCACGGGGCCGGCCCACAGCCUCGCCACUUUGAGCCACCCCAGUCAGAGACACGGCCCAAGGCGACGUCGAAUCUGUAGCCUGGACUCGACGUGACCUUGGGCGACCUGUUCGUUCCUCACUGACGUGCUGCCUCUCGACCCUCUCGGCCAGUAAGGCACCACCAGCCUGCGCCCCGGUCUCAUCUGUGAUUCGCCAUUCGCGGGAGCCACUCGAAUUUUGCUCAAAUUGUCGCGACCUCUGUCCCGCAGCCAGGCACAAUGCACGCCUGCAACCUUCUCGUCAUCCUCAAACGACACGCCCACAUUUUAAGCGCUGUGGAGCGUCGCCAUUGUCCUUUCACGAAUCUCAGAGACUCGAGACAGUGGUUUCCAUUCAGUUGUAAGGGGUUCCAUUUUCAUCUAAUUUAUUUUUCUAUGACACCAUUGUGUUGUUUUUGUGUGUGUUUUUUUUGUCAUAAAGAAUCAUUUUCGAAACAUUUGCUGUGUAUACAGAAUCAAAGCUGUAGUCAGCAAGAGACGUCAUUCAUUUUUUUCAUGUUUUAUCGUAUGUGUCAAAGUGUAUUUAUUUGUUCACGACACCAUUUGAGAGCGUUUAGUUGUAUAAAUUAUUAUUUAGGAAUGCUACUUUUUGUAAUGCAACCCAAGUUACCAUGCCAUAUGACCAAGUGACUGAUCCAGAGUUACCUCUAUGAAGUAUAGUUGCCUGUAUAUCAGACUUCCAAAACUUCGAAAAAAUGAAUAAAAAUGAUAAAAAUAU
This is a messenger RNA of Thrips palmi, 1364 nucleotides long. RefSeq lists its product as uncharacterized. The transcript is spliced from 4 exons. The record is from RefSeq and is a predicted model, not a curated record. The coding region runs from base 1 to 561 and encodes 186 amino acids. Lineage: Eukaryota; Metazoa; Arthropoda; Insecta; Thysanoptera; Thripidae.